Molecule: messenger RNA, 589 nt
Organism: Brassicogethes aeneus
Lineage: Eukaryota; Metazoa; Arthropoda; Insecta; Coleoptera; Nitidulidae
Source: the annotation of a GenBank genome assembly
AUUGCUAUCUGUUUAUAUAAAAGUUUAAACUUGUCAGAAUUUAGUGUUAUUUGAAGCAUUAUACAGUUAAAAGUUUAAUCAAUUAUAUUGGGAUUACUUGUUUUAAGGAAUACAAAAUGAAGGUUCUACUCAUAACUCUACUAGUAAUCGCCACUACUUUAGUCCUUGGCCAACCUCAGAACUACAGAGACUCAAGAUACGCAAAUUUACAACUUUACUACCCGUACCCCACCGAAAUACCACCAGGUGUUGCUUGCUGCAAUUUACCUCAAUGUUCUGAUUACGGUUGUUUCCGUACCAAAGUCUGCGGGUAUCUUUGUCAACAAGGAGACUACAAGGGGGAAGAUUACGGUCCCACUCCGGGUUACCGUCUAAAAAGUACCUACAAAGAGAAUACAUGUCUUUUCGGAGAGUGCAAUACUUUUGACAUCGACUGUUCCAGCUGUCCGGAUCCUAAGAAUGCGGAAUUUAGAAUUUAUGCCGUCAAAAAGUCUUGCGCCAAAUGCUACGAACGAUGAAUUUAUGAAAGCUAAGGUUUUAUUUAUUUUAUUUAUUUGGGCUUUAAAGGUUUUUUUGAUACAAUGGUAGA